Messenger RNA from Fusarium vanettenii 77-13-4, 618 nucleotides. RefSeq lists its product as uncharacterized. The record is from RefSeq and is a predicted model, not a curated record. The annotation marks the transcript as partial. NCBI's taxonomy places the organism in Eukaryota, Fungi, Ascomycota, Sordariomycetes, Hypocreales, Nectriaceae. The transcript has a single exon.
GUCCCUAAAAUGUCAGACAAUGGAGAGGAUCCGAAUCUCCCGCCGCCAUCUCAAUCCCACUUCGCCAAAUUUGAAAAUUUUACACCCAACGAUGACGCUUCAUUCGAUGAUGAAUUUGGCCGCCUCGCGUCGUCUCAGAACUGGAUCCCCGGCUCCCAGUUGUACACUCGGGAGCGCACCAUUGCAAUGCGCCAGGAACUCAAGUUGCACUACUUUUCUCAAUCACGGCAACUAGGCGAUACCCACGAGCUCACAGAACAAGAAAAACUCGAGGGGUAUCAAGAUCUAUGCCAGGAGGUCCGUAUACCUCCAGGCGACUCCAUCCCAGAAUGCAAGAAGCAAUUGAAGAACACCCUUGUCAAUAUUGUAGACCUGAUCGACGCGCGACGGAUGAGCAAGGAGGUCAAGGUGUGGCAUGAUUUCGAAGCGUUCCGCAACUACACGCUCCAGGAUGGACACAGGGUAAAUAUGGAUGAGGCUAAGAAGGAUGGGGGCUACCUAGCAUCAUUGCUGCAGCACCUUCGGAGUCCACGGUCGCGGAGAGGAAGAGGUGGGAGAAGACAUGGUUUUGGCUCCAGGGUAUUUUCGGGGCGGGUAACCAAGAAGAGCCCGGGCUAA